UCUGAACACGAAAACUGCAAAACAUUUCUGAACAUUACCUAAUGUGACACUGACUCUGGUUCAGCUGCUGGUUUCAGACAGCUCCAUUCUCUCACGUUCCACUUUAUACUCUAGUCUGACAUUUUAGUGAAUGAAACUUUACUACAAAGUGGAACUGGGAUUUUUGGGACGCUGAUUAUGCAAAAUCUCACGAACAUGCAGCUUCACACGAUCAGGUGGUUUUUACAACAAAUUUGUGCAGCAAAGAAGAUCUGGUGACUCUGACAAGAUGAGACAUGAAAUGAGACAUGUUGUAACUGUCACAUAUUCCCUGUCAACCUAAACAUGUUUCUGUUAUGUAGGGAGGUGCGAAACAUUUUCACAAAGGAAGUUGAAACCAUGAAGCGGUUUGAGUCGCCCAACAUCCUGCGAAUGUUUGGCAUCUGUAUCCAGGAUGAAGACGGACCCAGCCCCGAAUUCCUCAUUAUCAUGGAGUACUGUGAGAAGGGGAGUCUCCGACAGGUUUUGGACUCUGACUGCAAACUGUCCUGGCUCAAGAAAGCUUGUAUGUGUCUGGACGCAGCACAAGGACUCUACCGGCUGCACCAGACUGAAGAAAAGAGUAAGGUGCAUGGAUGCAUCAACAGCAGCAAGUUCCUGGUGGCUGAAGGCUACAGAGUCAAGUUGGGAGGUUUUGAGUUGGCGAAAACAGAGACGUCGCUGACAAAGCCAAAAAAGGACAAAGGGAUCACAUCGCUGUGCUAUUCCUCUCCUCAGAUUCUCAACGACAUCAACCACAAGUACAGCAAAGAGUGUGAGAUGUACAGGUCAGACACUGCCUGAUUAAAGCACUAGAACGACAAUGUGAUGUCCUUCCUGAGGUCGAUAAACACUGACCUGGCAACCCAGACCUUCUUCCUGUUAAUGCUUUCUAUAAAGGCUUAUCAUAUGAUCUAUAAACCAUGAAUAAAGCCAUUAGUAACAACUAUAAAAAGUUACCUGUGAGCAAGG
Molecule: messenger RNA, 990 nt
Organism: Monopterus albus (swamp eel)
Lineage: Eukaryota; Metazoa; Chordata; Actinopteri; Synbranchiformes; Synbranchidae
Product: mixed lineage kinase domain-like protein
Exons: 4
Coding region: 325-822 (165 amino acids)
Biological process (GO): protein phosphorylation
Cellular component (GO): plasma membrane
Molecular function (GO): protein tyrosine kinase activity; ATP binding
Source: RefSeq, a predicted model, not a curated record